This is a messenger RNA of Lodderomyces beijingensis, 450 nucleotides long. Lineage: Eukaryota; Fungi; Ascomycota; Pichiomycetes; Serinales; Debaryomycetaceae. The record is from the annotation of a GenBank genome assembly.
AUGUCGAUCCAGUUCAUUCUAGUGCUCAACAGACAGGGCAAGUCGCGAUUGGUGAAAUGGUUCAACAACGACGCCAGCAUGACCCCGCAGCAAAAACAGCAACAUAUAACCGAGAUUCACCGACUUAUCCUGCUGCGGGACUCAUCUAAACACACCGCGAAUUUCGUCUUGUAUCAAAGCAAGAUGAAACUAUGUUAUAGAAGAUACGCAGGCUUGUACUUUAUAAUCUCCACCGAUGUUGAAGACUCGGAACUAUCGUAUUUGGAAAGCUUGCAUUUGUUUGUUGAAGUGUUGGAUGUUUAUUUCAACAGUGUUUGUGAAGUUGAUUUAGUUUUCAAUUUCUACAAGCUAUAUUAUAUUUUAGAUGAGAUAUAUCUCGGCGGUGAGAUACAGGAAAUAUCAAAGGACAAACUACUAGAAAGACUACUGUAUCUAGAUUCGUUAGAUUGA